Molecule: messenger RNA, 996 nt
Organism: Recurvomyces mirabilis
Lineage: Eukaryota; Fungi; Ascomycota; Dothideomycetes; Mycosphaerellales; Teratosphaeriaceae
Exons: 3
Coding region: 1-996 (331 amino acids)
Source: RefSeq, a predicted model, not a curated record
AUGCAUAUCUCACAACUCCACCCUACUUUCCUCUUACUCCUCGCCACCAUCAUCACUACCCACGCCCUACCCACGCCCAGCGAGACCAGCGUGAACCUCAUCUACCAAUUCCCAAACACGACCUGGAUCGAGAACCUAGCCGUCCGCCGAAACGGUGACAUCCUCUGCACCUCUCUCAGUGCCGCCGCGAUCUUCCUAGUGAAUCCCUUCGAGCAUACCGAAGAGAGGGUCCUCCAAUUUGUAGCCGGGAACGGCGUGCUAGGUAUCACGGAAAUAGGAGAUGAUAUCUUCGUGGCCGUCACGUCCCAGGUGAAUCUUAUGACGAGCGAAGCGGCGGCUGGUAGUGCUGCGGCGUGGAGGAUCGAUAUGAAAGCUUGGAGUUCGGGCAGGGAAAACUUCGUCACUCUACUCGCCAACCUCACACAAAUCGGCCUCCCAGACGGCAUCGUCUCCCUCCCCAGCAGACCAACCACCAUCCUCAUCGCAGACGCAGCCAAAGGUCUCGUCUGGAAACUCGACACCCUCAGUGGCAAUUACACCAUCGUGAUCGAAGACGACAUCUUGCACUCCUCCAAUCCAUUCCUUCCACUAGGCGUAGACGGUCUCCACGUCAUCGAUGAGUACUUGUACUUUACGAACCUUGGCGAUAACAUCCUGUGCAGGAUUGCUAUUGAUAAACAUGGUAAUGCUACUGAUGAGAUUGAGCUCGUGGCUACUAUGCCCUUUCCAGAUGAUUUCGCGCUCGCACAGGAUGGGACGGCGUAUGUAGUUGGUGCGAAUCAGUUGUAUAGAGUCUCGCCCGAUGGUGUGGUGGUCGUGCUAGCGGGAGGUAUCAAUGAUACGACUUUGGAGGGCGUCACGUCUGCGCAGUUCGGACGGACUCGGGAGGAUGCUGGGGUGUUGUAUAUGGGAACGAAUGGUGGUCUUCUGGCACCCGUCAACGGACGCCUGAUCGGUGGUCAAAUUUUGGCGAUCGAUAUCGAGCAGUUCAUAUGA